GAGUAUGGGUUGGUUUUAAUUCGAAAAGAAACAAUAAAAUGUAUUUCCGUGCAUGGAGGAUUGUAUACACGGAUUUAUUAUGUGACCGAUUAACUCGAAAUACUUAAUACUUGAAAUGAGUAGUCAAAUUAAAUCUCGAGCCAAGAGCGCCGAAUAGUUGGAGCGUGAGAUUCGAUAUCAGAUUCCGAAUACUAUCGGCUCGUUGGAGAGGAUGAACCUCCGAAGCAUGGAUUUCCGUGAAAUGUCAGGAAGACGAGGGUUAGAAGGCCGUAGAAACUUGGAGAAUUGAGUAAUAAUAAAUUCUGAAGCAGAAAUAGCUCGAUUCAAGUUCAUCAGAUCUGGGUUGUUCUAUCUGCCCUCGUAUCUCACUUUUCAUUCAACAAAUGAACAAUGAUAUUUUAAGAUAAAUGUAGGUUAAGUAAAAAAAAAGUAAUUUCAUUAAUGAAAUUUUCAACAUCUUCGAAAUUACAUAUUUAACAAAGAAUUUCAGAUAUUUAUUGUCUCUAAAGAAUGUACAAAUUAUUUGCAUGGAUAUAGAAACAUCAAAUAUCACGAGAUAAUUUCAACAUUUGCGAAUCAAGAAUUUUAGAUUGAUUUUCACAAAGAACAUUAGUACAUAGAGAAAUAUUAGUACAUAAAGAACAUGCACCGUAUGAUUUAAACAGUAACGUUUCGUGCUUGGCGUGACCAGAAACCAUCAAAGAAAGUUCUCCAAAAAGGAAAAGAAAAAAGGAGGAACUAAACGAAGAAAUUGAGUACUUUUGCUAAGAUGGCCGAUGUCGCCGAAAGUGCAGCCUUUACCGAUCCAGCUACGGCAAUCUCUCAUGGAAAACGACAUUUGUUAGUGAGAGAUUACACCAUGGCUGUAACCGCAUUGGCACAAGCUUGUCAAUUGCUUGCUGAAAAACAUGGAGAUACUGCGGAUGAACUUGGUGAGCCUUAUUUAUUAUACGGUCGGGCUCUUCUUGGUCUAGCAAGAGAAGAAGCUGGGGUAUUGGGUGGCGGAGUACCAGGUACAGAAGAAACUGAAGAGGAUGAUGAAGAAGACGAGGAAGAAGCUGAGGAUGAAAAAUUAAGCAACAUAGAUGAAAAAGAAGACGAGGAGAGUGAAGAUCAUACGGAUAAUGGUACGGUGAGCGAUGAAAAAGAGAAAACUGCUAUUGAGGACAAAGCUGAAGAUUCGAAAACUGACCAAGAAUCUAAAAAACCAGAAGCUGAAAAAAAAGAAGAGAAAAUAGAAUCAAAUAAUGAAAAGCAAGAAGUUGAAAAAUCAGAACUUGAUAAGACAGAAGAUAGUAAAAUAACGAAACAAGCGAUAGAAAAGCCAGAAAAGGAAGAUGAGAAACCUGCAGCUGGUUCUAGUAAGGAUAUAAGUCACGCUAAUGGACCAUCUUGUUCAUCUGAUCAUAAUGGAGAUGUAAAGAAAAAUGGAGAAAAUGAUGGUGAGGAUAUAGGAAAUGAAGAUGAAGAGGAUGAAGUCAACAAUCUACAGGUCGCUUGGGAAGUAUUAGAGCUUGCGAAAUUGGUGUUGCUAAAACGUGGUCAGACAGGUUGGAAAUUAUUAGCCGAUGCUUAUCGACUCUUAGGAGAGGUGGCUAUGGAGGGAGGAAACUUUCAAGGUGCUCUGAAUGAUCUGCAUCGGUGUUUGGACCUUUUACAACAGAUUGAGCCUCGGGAGCCAAGGGCAAUAGCCGAGAUACAUUAUCAGCUUGCAUUAGCUCAUUCUUUGGGCAACGAAUUCGACGCUAGCAUCGAAGAGUUUAAUAAAGCCACAGAAUUAUUGGAAACGCGUAUAAAAGAAUUGGAAGUAAAAGAACCUCCUAAAACGGAUGAUUCUUUCUAUACUGUAGAAGGAGAGAUCCAAGAAUUAAAAGAACUGUUGCCAGAAAUCCAAGAGAAGAUUUCAGAUAUGAAGGACUUCAAGCAAGAAGCCUGCAAACUUGUCAUAGAGGGUAUCAAAAGCAAAGUAGCUGGUGGUUGUUCAAAUGGUGCUGGACCAAGUGGUAACAAUGAUUCUGCACCUAAAAUUCAAAAACCUGCUAGUGAUAUAUCUCAUUUGGUGCGUAAGAAACGGAAAGCCGACGAACCAGAGACAGAAGUUGCGUCGCCAUGUAAAAAACCGACACCAGAGAAAGCUGUUUGAAUAAAUUUAGUGUAUCUGAAAUGUUCUUGGUACCUUGUUACUUGGUUUGACAUGGUGAAAAUUUGAAGGAAAAAUCUGUAUCAAAGAUAGAACUUUCAGUGUUGGACCAAAAUAAGAUAAAAAAUCAGUGAUCCCAGCAGAAAGAUUCUAUAUAUCAGGGAAAAUGUUUUAAUAGAAAUAGACAGAAUAUUUUGAUUUUAUCUCUUUUAUUCAAUGAUUACAGUCAAAAAUUAUUGAAUACAUAUUUUAUUUCUUUUUUUUUUUUUUUUGUUCUGUAAUUCGUGUAUUUAUUCUUUAUCUAAUAAGAAAUUGGCAAUAACAAAUUGCUGAUUACUAUCCAAAUUAUAUUCAUUUUUAAACUUAUUUUCUAAGACAUAUUAUGGCAUUAA
Messenger RNA from Apis florea (little honeybee), 2532 nucleotides. It is a transcript of the gene Nasp, whose product is annotated as Nuclear autoantigenic sperm protein. Gene Ontology annotation, molecular function: histone binding. The record is from RefSeq and is a predicted model, not a curated record. NCBI's taxonomy places the organism in Eukaryota, Metazoa, Arthropoda, Insecta, Hymenoptera, Apidae. Gene Ontology annotation, biological process: CENP-A containing chromatin assembly; DNA replication-dependent chromatin assembly. Gene Ontology annotation, cellular component: nucleoplasm.